Messenger RNA from Paramuricea clavata, 2314 nucleotides. The record is from the annotation of a GenBank genome assembly. NCBI's taxonomy places the organism in Eukaryota, Metazoa, Cnidaria, Anthozoa, Malacalcyonacea, Plexauridae.
AUGACUAACAACUGCUUAAAUGAUAAAGCACAAUUCCGUUAUCUCGAUAGCGAACUGCUAAACAAUAUUGAAACGAAUGGGACGCUGGUGUAUUCCCGAAACAGCGAAUAUAGCAGGCGUUGGGCCGUCUGUAAAGGCGUGUCAUCUGCUGCCAACAAUCCAGACUAUCGUUUAAAACAAACAAAUGCUGGAAGUUUAUUUCUUUACAACAUGGGCGUAUGUGCUGAGCCUUCAACAAAAUAUGUAGCGAUGAAGCCCUAUUGUGACACAACAGAGCAGAAGUUUACUUUCGGUUAGUGAAAUACGUGAGGUAACACUGUAAAAUUUAGCGGAGAAGUCUCUGUUGGAAUGGACCUUUCCCCUCAUAACUAAAAUUUCGAUCUAGACAAAAAUUUUAUCACAGCUUGAAAGAGCAUCACAAAAUUAGUAAUAUUCCAAAGUUUUGUUGCAAAAUCUUGUAAAAUGCGGAUAAUAUAGCCUUGCGAAGUUUGCCGUUUUUCAGUCAUUUUGUAUCACAAACGGGAAAUUGACAUCCGAUUCGGGUGUUGGGGCUGCAAUUUCUCGUUUGUAAUGCAAAAUGACUGAAAAUUGCAAACUUCGCAAGGCUCUAUUUUCCUCAUUUUACAACAUUUCGCAACGAAACUUUGGAAUAUUACUAAUUUUAUGAUGCUCUUUCAAGCUGUGAUGAAAUAUUUGUCUAGACUUGCCUAGAUCAAAAUUUUGGUUAUAAGGGGAAAGGUCUAUUAGGGUCUGUGAAUUUUUUUAUGCACUCAUGCACUCAUGAACCAUGUGAAAAAUUGCUCGGAAAUACGAUUUCCUAAUAUCGUGGACUGGGUAUAUAUAGCGGAAGUUAUAAAUCGAUCGGAAGAGAUCGUUUUGUAAAUAAAAUGAGUGAGAAAACUACACGAGAAAGCGAGAAAAGUACCAUUAUAUUGUCUUAAAACUAAACUAUUUUGAUUUGAUAUGAAUAUACAUCAUAUUGGACGCAUAGAAAUUCAUAACAUGCACUACAUCUUUUUGACCGCAGAAUAACACCGCAAAAAUGUUGGCUCGUAAUUGUGCUUUUGCUUGAUGGGAGCUAGCUGUAAACACCAGGGAACAUGGUUGUGCUACUUUUAAUGUUAGCUAUAGUUAGUACGAUCGUAGGCCUAUAAUUAUAGUUCACCAAUCAAAAUCGACUAUUUUAAAGUUAACAACUAUUUAACUACAAAAUAGCUAAAGUGGUUUUAUCAAACCUGGUGAAGCAAGCAAAGCAUAUUUGGAUUAUACCAUGUUGAUUGGAAAAAGUCCCGUUUUAUAUUUGUGCAAUAUGUGGGUUGCAAAACACCUUCAUAUCUCGCUAUGACGGUACAUCAGGAAAUUAUAUAUCUACAGUUUAUCCAGAUGGACAGGAAACAGAUGACUCACACUUUACUGUUAACUCUGCUUUAGGUUCGGUAACCAACUACGGCACCAAAAUGGAAAAUGUUCAUUGUUCUCCAAGACAACACAUGGCAAUUAAGAGGGCUGAUUAUGGAGACUUUAGUAAAAAUGGUGCCUUUAAUGACAAUAAAAAUAUUGAUAUGUCAUGCAGCGCACUAACCAAUUGUCAGGUGAAAUCUCGUUGUGGUGGAAAGAGAUCCUGCGAACUGUUCUUGGACAAUAACUUACUACCAUCACCAUACUGUUCUAAUACUUCAAAAGAAAUUUACACCGAGUACAAUUGUGUGGAUAGCGAUAGGUCAACCAUCAUAACUGCAGGUAAAAUGGAUACUUUUAAAUAUAUAAGUAUUUAACAGGAGCCAGGAUGUAAUUCUUUACUGCAUGCAUGGGUAAUAUAAUGGAAUACAGUGUGCAGGGCGUCUUUGCUUAGCUUUUUCUCUUCGCUUCUUGUUACUAUCUAUUGCUGCGCGGUUUUCCAACGAUAAAUGGGCGACAUAGUCGCAUGGUGUGAGAUAAGAUCAUUUAAAAGUACGUUGUUUUCCAAGAGUAAAUUGACUAGUCUUUCAUUCAAAAUUUAUGUUUCAGUACCUAACAUCAGAUUAACGGGUUUGCCAUACCAAGGUUACAUCCAAGUCAACGAUGGUUCAACUUGGAAAUACGUUAAUGAAAAACAUUGGGAUAAAAUUCGUCAGAAAAUGCUGUGCCAGCAUUUGGGUUUUAAAGAAACGGACGCGAACCCUAUUUAUAUUUACGCAUGGUCUCAGAGAAGUUAUAACAUUGCAACUGGGAACUUAAUAUGUUAUAACAUACAGCCCAGUAAAACAUCCUGUUGUAUCCGUCUUGUUCCUUCUACAUCUAAUCCCGCUCCUGGCUUGCCAUAUGCAAAAUGUGA